CAACUUCUGGAACUGUCCAAAGAAUGGCCUUAUCACACCGCCUAUGCAUCCGAGUUAAUGCAGCCCGGAGUACACUGGUUUGUAUUGGCUGGGGCCGAAGGUGCGCCGCUGAGGCUAGAGCUGAGUGUCGGACAUCCUGCGCUUUGGGUUCGCCUUCAUGUUUGGUCUCAUUCUUGGAGUUCAUCAUCAAUUGUCUCCUGCCGCUUCAUCUCGUCGCUGUGCUCUGGUUUCAACACAUUCCGUCCUACUGUGGAGACUCAUUUUGCCCUCCACGUCUUCUAUUGAGCCACGCAAAAGUAUAAAUAACCUCUGAUCCUGUUGCAUCUCUCAGAGCACUGCCCUUUUUGAACAGAGGUACAGUAGUACACCGGACACGAAAUCAUUCACCCACGAGUCACCGGUCUUAUCGUCUUCCCCUAUGAGCCUGUCAGCAGAGACCAUCAUCGCUCUGUUAGCCUUGCUGAUUGCUUGCGUGCCUGGUUUAUGGUUCAUCGUCAAACACAACGCUAGCAUCCGCCGAUGGUGGAGCAGUAAUCAGGGACAACGUCUCCGACCCACUGCUUCCCAGACUCCCCGGUACCAUGACAGAGACUCGGAUCAUUUCUACAAUCUCGGCUCGUCCCGCCGGAUCCCCCACUCUCGAUCGACCCAAAAUCAUCAAACCACCUUGCCAUUCUUCCAAUCCUACGAUCCCAUGCUCUACGGAAGUAUUCCCGUCCGAACAGGGUCCACGCCUCAGCAAUUAGAAGCGACUUUCAUGUACUAUCAAGCAGUACGUUCGUUUUCGGUCAACUCAAAGCGUGGAUAUCAUGCGUUACCUUAGUGCUGAUUCUCUGGCACCAAUGAACAGAUCAUCGACGUGGUCCCGCACAGGGAGGAGCCUUUUGCAGGUGUCUACGAUAGAUGUGAGAGUCGAUGAGGCUGUUUAUCGUGGGAGCUGGGUUCCGUGUCUCGAUCGAUGUUUCAUUUUUCAUUUUGUCUUCCCCCCCCCAGAGACCCGCUGCUUGUGAUGUUUGAUCUAUACCCCUUCCUCAGCCAGACCCUCUCUACCUCGCCAAGCAUUGAGGUGGGAGGAAUUGCAGCACGAGGGCAUGGCUGGCGUAAUG
Messenger RNA from Aspergillus japonicus CBS 114.51, 1106 nucleotides. RefSeq lists its product as uncharacterized. NCBI's taxonomy places the organism in Eukaryota, Fungi, Ascomycota, Eurotiomycetes, Eurotiales, Aspergillaceae. The record is from RefSeq and is a predicted model, not a curated record. The transcript has 2 exons. Bases 419 to 823 code for a protein of 134 amino acids.